AUGCUAGAAUUGCUUACUACGAUAUUCCUGAUUCUUAAUUCUACUGUCACUAUCAUUGGAUGCCUUGUGAACCUUUUUCUCCUUCACAUUGUACUUUUUCACAGUCCAAAAAUCAUAAAAACGUUUUCAAUCGUGAUCAUAAACUUGGCUUUAACAAAUAUCGGUGCUUGUUUGAGCGGAUUUUCAAUAGGUCAACGAAUUAUUCCAUCCGGGAAACGAUUAUUUUAUAUUUCCUAUGGUCUAUGUUCAUGGAUCGGAGAACAAUUUUGUUUUGAUGUAUUUGGAGCCCUUCUUCAUUUUCACACCCAUGCUCUUUGGCUAAUUUUUGUCAGUUUUGCCUAUCGUUACUAUGUUAUGUUGAGGAAUGAGCCUAGCAGAUUGGCUCUUCAAUUAUCCAUUCUGCUUAUUUAUAUUCCUUCUCUAGUCCAACUCCUUGCAAUGUUUUUCCAGAAUUUGAGAAUUGAGGAAAUUCGGAAUCUAUUAAAUGCAGCGUAUCCUGAAUACAACUUGACUGGAUUAACUGUAACUGGAGCUGUGAAAACUCUAGAAUUUGCUCCAUUGUACACUUUGAUUCAUAUGACAGUGGUUAGCACACCAAUUACAAUUGGAAUUCAGAUUUUCAAGAGGAGAAUAAUAAAAUUAUUGACAACAAGAGGUGUGGAUCUAUCAUCGAAGACGAGGAAUUUACAUGCGCAGUUGUUGAGGACCCUAACCUUCCAAUCCACCGUACCCUUGAUCUACAUUUUUGGAGUUUUUUGCUUCGUACUAUCCCAUUUUUGGAGUCAUCCAAUUCUUGAAUAUUUUACUGUGAUUCCCCCAUUAGUUGUUCCUAUUCUAACCCCAUUUUCUUGUAUUUUCUAUGUCACUCCAUACCGAUAUUACGUUUUUUGUUUGAUUUCACAAAAACUUCACCCCAAAAAUUCCAUUCAUACUGUGUCUGCGGUUUUUGUGGAUUGA
Caenorhabditis briggsae is the source of this 957-nucleotide messenger RNA. The transcript has 3 exons. NCBI's taxonomy places the organism in Eukaryota, Metazoa, Nematoda, Chromadorea, Rhabditida, Rhabditidae. Bases 1 to 957 code for a protein of 318 amino acids. The record is from RefSeq and is a predicted model, not a curated record.